Xiphias gladius (swordfish) is the source of this 1521-nucleotide messenger RNA. RefSeq names its product hyaluronoglucosaminidase 6 (gene hyal6). NCBI's taxonomy places the organism in Eukaryota, Metazoa, Chordata, Actinopteri, Istiophoriformes, Xiphiidae. Gene Ontology annotation, biological process: carbohydrate metabolic process; hyaluronan catabolic process. The transcript has 3 exons. The coding region runs from base 1 to 1521 and encodes 506 amino acids. Gene Ontology annotation, molecular function: hyalurononglucosaminidase activity. The record is from RefSeq and is a predicted model, not a curated record.
AUGGUGCAGAUGGGGCUCCAUCUCCUAGUGCUGUUCUUGUGGUUUGGCGUCGGAGUACAGCUCCAAGUUAGGGGUGAACAGAUGAAGCCGGCCCGUGCACCUCUGAUCCCUCACCGGCCUUUCGUUGUAGUGUGGAACGCUCCUACUGAAUCCUGCCGCCUUCGAUUCAAGGUGGACCUGGACCUCAGUGUUUUUGACAUCGUAGCAAACCUCAAUGAAACCCUCAGUGGACCGAAUGUCACCAUAUUCUACCACAGCCACCUGGGAUACUACCCAUACUACUCCAACUCCGGGGUCCCUGUUAAUGGUGGACUGCCACAGAACCAGAGCAUCUCCAAACACCUGAGCAAAGCCCGGGCUGACAUUGAUAAGCUGAUCCCUCACAAGGAUUUUCGAGGCCUGGGCGUCAUUGACUGGGAGAACUGGAGGCCUCAGUGGGUCAGAAACUGGGGCUCCAAGGACAUCUACCGCAACAAGUCCAAGGAACAGAUACGGAAACUUCACCCAAACUGGCCAGAGAGCAAGGUGGAGAAGGAAGCGAAGGAAAGUUUUGAGAGGGCUGGGCAGGCUUUCAUGAACCUGACCUUAGCUGUGGCUGAAGGCCGCAGGCCGGAUGGGCUGUGGGGGUUUUAUCUGUUCCCAGACUGCUACAACUACGGGUACAAGCAGCACCCUCAACGGUACACUGGCGAAUGCCCCAACGUGGAGCACGUUCGCAAUGACCAUCUGAUGUGGCUCUGGAAGGAGAGCACGGCCCUCUACCCGUCCAUCUACCUGGACUACGAGCUCAAGUCCUCCCCCAACACUGUCAAGUUUGUCCACUAUCGGGUGAAGGAAGCCAUGAGGAUUGCCUCCAUUGCCCAUACAGACUUCACAUUGCCCGUCUUUGUCUACUCCAGACCUUUCUAUGCCUACACCUUUGUGGUACUUUCAGAAAGCGACCUGGUUCAUACGAUAGGGGAGAGCGCCGCCUUGGGAGCAUCAGGUGUCGUCCUCUGGGGCUCAUCGGAGUACGCUCGAUCGCAGAGGAACUGUCUGACGGUGAAGAAGUACAUCGACGGUCCGCUGGGACAUUAUGUCGUCAAUGUCACAUCUGCAGCUAAGCUGUGCAGCAAAGCAUUGUGCAAGAAGAACGGCAGGUGCGUCCGCAAGAGCCUUGACUCAGGUGCCUACCUGCACCUGAACCCACGCUUCUUCCACAUCCGCCGCAACCCGGCGCCCGGGGGCCCCCAUUUCCACGUCAGCGGUCACCUCAACAACCACGACAUCCUGGACAUGAAGCACAAGUUUACCUGUCAGUGCUACCGGGGCUGGACAGGUGUUUACUGCGAGAUGCCCCAGGCUCCGCCCCCUCCUCCUCCUCCUCCCCCCCCCCCACCUCAGCCCGCCAUCCCUCUGCCUCACCCCCACGAGAACAGUCUGCUGGGAGAUAUCCUGCUCCUCCUGUCCCUCCACUUCUCCUGUCUGUGCGUCAUCACGUUUCUCGGACUCUGUCUGAUUAUCAAGUGUCUGAUCCUGUAG